CACACGUGCUGGAAAGGCGGGCCGAGCACGCGGUCCGGGGGGGUGGCGGGAGGAAGCCCACGCUCCCGAGCCCCGGCGCCCCCAGCCCCGCCCAGACACACCGCCCUCCCGCACCCCUGCCGGAUCCAUCAGGGGCCUCUCCGUCUCCAUCGGGGCCUGUGUCCGUGGGAGGUCCCGGGACCGUGGGAGCGGAGGCAGCCCUCGUGGAUGACGGACGCCUUCACUCCCGCCACCGGCUGGGACCAGGCGGGCCGGGCGCUGUCCCGAGGCCAAACAGAGGCAAAAAUCAUCCCCCUGCAGAAUCGGUUUUUGAUUUGCUGGUGUUUACGUGACAGCAAGCAUUUCCCAGGAAGAAAUAGCGCUCUGUUCGGCACACGGCAUCGAACUGUCUCUCCUAAAUCCCAACCCAUCUGCUUGCUCCAGUCCCGUGGAGACCAUCCAGAGAGCAGACAUCACUCCGUCCCUGAGAUGAUCCCGCGGCGGCUGAGACGGCAGGAAGAGAGAACCCAGGGGGCUGCGGAGAAACGUGGGCGAGGCCCGCGGGCCUGGGAGGCCGGGGAGGGCUCCCAGGAGGCGGCCACAUGCCCGGCCAUGCCGCCGCCCCAGCAGGCCCGCAGCCGCCGGUCCGGGGAGGCCACGUCCCCCUGCCGGAGCCGCAUCCGGCUGCCCGCAGCCUGCCCGGCCGGCAGGUACUGGUCCCCAGGGAGGAAGGAAAGAGCUCAGACGACCAAGACCCAGCCGGGGCCCCGGGACCGGCGCCUGCACGAGAUGAGCACGGGACGAGGUGUCCUGGGCACAGCGGUCAGCGGGGCACCUGCCCACCAGGGGUGAAAGGGCUGGCCCAUGGGCACGCAGGGGUGGGCCGGGCUGCAGAGUCCAGUCCCCCUCCCUGUCCACGGGGCAGCUCACAGAGUGGCCCCUGGACGAGGGGUGGCAUCUCUGAAAGGAUCAACGACAAAACCACAGAUGCUUUUUGUGAUUUCAUUUAGUCGGGAUGGCCUAAAGAGGUUCAACAAAUCAUACACAUUUAUUCAUGAGCAAAUCACUUUUAUUACAAAAAUACUGUGAAAUCAGUGUGUGCUCCUCCGCAGCACCUGCAGAUCCCCCCGGACCCCUCCCC
This is a messenger RNA of Neofelis nebulosa (Clouded leopard), 1120 nucleotides long. RefSeq lists its product as uncharacterized. NCBI's taxonomy places the organism in Eukaryota, Metazoa, Chordata, Mammalia, Carnivora, Felidae. The transcript is spliced from 2 exons. The record is from RefSeq and is a predicted model, not a curated record. Bases 208 to 831 code for a protein of 207 amino acids.